AUGCCACGCUCGGAAGAAGCCGAGUGGUGGGCGAACGCGGUUUACGGGGCUAUCCAAGAAGUCCCCCGGGGGAAAGUGACUUCUUAUGGUCAUAUCGCACGCCUACUCGGUGAACCUCAGCGCCCACGCCAAGUCGGUGUGUGUCUCAAGUCCCUUCCGUCCGCAGAGUCUGGUGCCCAUUUCAACGCAAGUACUGUACCGUGGCAGCGGGUGAUCAAUUCCAAAGGCAUGAUAUCACAUCGUACCAUUCUUCUGACUCGAGUCGGUCGUUUCUACGUCCAUGGGCAUGUUUUGGCUGACGCCAAUACCAGUGGACCCGGGAGCGCCGAGCGUCAGGCUGAAGCUCUCGCGCUGGAAGGCGUCGAAGUUACCAGAGACAGCAUGGGCGAAAUUUAUGUUGACUUCUCUCGCUAUGGGUGGUUUCCUAGCCAGCUACCGAGCGAGGGAAGGGAUGAAUAG
This is a messenger RNA of Penicillium bovifimosum, 459 nucleotides long. RefSeq names its product MGMT family protein. Lineage: Eukaryota; Fungi; Ascomycota; Eurotiomycetes; Eurotiales; Aspergillaceae. The record is from RefSeq and is a predicted model, not a curated record. Gene Ontology annotation, molecular function: catalytic activity. Bases 1 to 459 code for a protein of 152 amino acids. The transcript is spliced from 3 exons. Gene Ontology annotation, biological process: DNA repair.